Messenger RNA from Cylicocyclus nassatus, 300 nucleotides. The record is from the annotation of a GenBank genome assembly. Lineage: Eukaryota; Metazoa; Nematoda; Chromadorea; Rhabditida; Strongylidae.
AUGUUUGUCACGGAUUACAAGCGUAAUUUCAAGUGUGCUUGGCACAAUGCCAAAUCUUCGCCACCGGAUUCAACAAAUUUCAGCUUUACCGCUACCUGCGCAUCAGUUCACACGUUCUCCGAUAAGGCCGAUGUCCUUGAAACAGCGAACUAUGUGGUUGACGAACGACCGAAAAGAGUAGCUUCACGACUUGUACAACUUUGUGAUGACUUCGACAAAGAAUUGUUCCACAAUGAUUGCUACAUCUGCCACAUCCUUUCGUUACUACUAAGUCUCCUAAGUUGGCUGAUCUGGUCGUAA